AUGACCGAAAGAUUCGAUGGUUUCGAAUACAGUACAAAAGAUGUGAUAGGUCAUGGCGCGUUCGCAAUCGUUUAUAAGGGAAGGUAUUCGGAUAGACCAGACGUUCCGGUGGCAAUCAAAGCGAUUGCAAAAAAGAAUAUCGCUAAAUCAAAAAAUUUACUCACCAAAGAAAUAAAAAUCCUGAAGACUUUGAGUGGUCUGCAGCACACUAAUCUCGUAGCUUUGCUGAAAUGUACAGAAACGGCGACACAUGUCUAUCUUGUUAUGGAAUUUUGCAAUGGAGGCGACUUAGCUGAUUACCUCAGUCAGAAAACCACCCUUCAAGAAGAUACAAUACAUCAUUUUGUUGUUCAGAUAGCUCGUGCAUUGGAAGCGAUCAACAAGGAGGGCAUUGUUCAUCGUGAUCUCAAACCGCAAAAUAUCUUGUUAUGCAAUCCUACACGUCAAUCAAAUCCACCAGCUAGCGAACUCAUCAUCAAAUUGGCUGAUUUCGGGUUUGCUCGGUUUCUUUCCGAAGGAGUCAUGGCGGCGACAUUAUGUGGAUCUCCUAUGUACAUGGCUCCUGAGGUCAUUAUGUCGCUACAGUAUGAUGCCAAAGCCGAUCUUUGGUCUAUUGGUACGAUUCUGUUCCAGUGUUUGACGGGAAAAGCGCCGUUCCAGGCUCAAAAUCCUCCGCAGCUGAAAGCCUACUACGAAAAAAAUCGUGAACUGAAACCGAAUAUCCCUGACUAUUGCUCACCUGCAUUAAGGGAUCUUCUCUUGCGGUUAUUGAAAAGGAAUGCCAAGGACCGUAUAACCUUUGAGGAUUUUUUCAAUCACCCGUUCCUCCAUCAGCCUCCAGCCACGAGCCCAUCGAAGCGAAUUCUUGAUGCUGCUUCGCCAAUGGUUGUUCGCCGUAUGAUUCAAUCACCAUCCUCGUCUGCAUCACCAUUACCCGCUCGUGGAUCAACGUCACGCCUGGAAAGCCCACAACCGACACGGCGAACUGUCAAGGUGAGGAUCUUGUACCACCCAAGCUUCCUUCCUGUCAGACUAAUGUUCUCUGUGCAAGUGCAUACAUCUUCAUCUCAAAUGCCGACUGCUCCAGUGAAAGCUGUACCGGUUCCAAGUCAACGAAAUGCUUUCACAAAAAUCGAGGUUUGUUCAAAGCGCAUCUUGAUCGAUAGAAAUAUGUUUGUUUUUUUUUACCUCAUGCAACUGUUUUUCAAGAUUCUGGCCAAGUUACGCUUUGUUGUGGAACUGGUGGACACCUUAGUGCAAGUUGCAGAGCAAAAGGAUAAUCCACUACAACUUCUAUCAAAAUUUCUUAAUUUUUCUGGUCUGCCGUUUUUUGGAACGUCUAGCAGUUGGUCGUUUAUGUGCGAGCCUUGCACAUGUUGUCAUAAUUUCAUUUCGAAGUCGCUUUUGAAAGAAAGGUCCCAAGAGUUGGCGUCACUCGGUUUGCCCGGACAGGAUCCGGCAAUGGCUGUCAUUUCCGCGGAACGAAUCAUGUACAAGCACGCCAUUGAGCUCUGCCAAACAGCAGCUUUGGAUGAAUUAUUCGGAAAUCCACAGUUGUGUAGUCAAAGAUACCAAACGGCUUAUAUGAUGUUGCACACAUUGUCCGAGCAAGUGCACAGCGACCAGGAUCGUAAUGUGUUGUCUCGUUACAAGAACGCCGUCGAGAAAAGACUUCGUAUAUUGGAACGGCAAGGUUUUGUUACCGCUGUUAAUACGUGCUGA
This is a messenger RNA of Haemonchus placei, 1722 nucleotides long. Lineage: Eukaryota; Metazoa; Nematoda; Chromadorea; Rhabditida; Trichostrongylidae. The record is from the annotation of a GenBank genome assembly.